AUGGAAGACGUUCAGCAGGAUGGUGACGAUCAUCUAGAUGCUGGACAAGACCAGGAAUCUGAAAAGGAGUGGGAGGGAAUAGACAGGAUCUCAGAUUCAAGACUCAGCAGCCAGGGAACCGCUCAGCCAGAAGUUAUGCAGCAAUCUAAUGGGAUACAGUUAUACCUCUGUUGGUCUUUGUUCUCUUUUUGGAACGGGAUCCUGAAGACGGAGACGGAGAAGGAUUUGGAGCGCCAGUACACACCCAUUAAUAGCCAGGCUGCUCAGGACAGAGACAAGAUGAAGGCCAGCUUCCCAGACUGGACAGGAACAAACUACAACACAUACAGUCUAAACACCGAGGACAGGUACGGUGUGAUCAUCGCCAUCUCAGAUCGAAACAUCUUCUCCAAUACCAGCAUUGGUGAGAUGAGGAACUUGGUAGAUACGAUUAAACAGUUUUUACAGUGGAAUUUCAAGGCAAGACUCUCCACUAUACAGAUGUAUGUGCACGGGCAUCAAACUUGUGUGUCAUUAGCGGUGACUUCCUCUUACAAGAUGACUUCCUGUCCUCACUUGCGCAAGGGAGCGUCACCUACCCGCUAUAGAAUGACGUCGAGAUCUCCUUCUUUGUGGCAGGUGUGAAUGUCUCCGGUGAGGUGCUCGAGGCAGCGUCAGUGAUGAAACUCACCUUCCAUCUGAGGCAGUACUAUGAUACGAUGAAAGAAUAUG
Molecule: messenger RNA, 711 nt
Organism: Haliotis rubra (blacklip abalone)
Lineage: Eukaryota; Metazoa; Mollusca; Gastropoda; Lepetellida; Haliotidae
Exons: 3
Coding region: 1-624 (207 amino acids)
Source: RefSeq, a predicted model, not a curated record